Molecule: messenger RNA, 1083 nt
Organism: Dentiscutata erythropus
Lineage: Eukaryota; Fungi; Glomeromycota; Glomeromycetes; Diversisporales; Gigasporaceae
Source: the annotation of a GenBank genome assembly
AUGUCGAGAAUGUUAUCAGGAAAGCCACAAAGUUCUAAAUCUCAAUCACAAUUAUCACUCUCGUCGGCACCACCGUUGAAGACACUUCCACCAAAUCCAAAUAUUUCUCAACUAGAAAAUUUUGCCUUAAGCGCUUUGGCACCAAGCAUGGCAGUUGUUUUUACUUUACCGUUUGAUACCGUUAAAGUCAGAAUGCAGCUUCAAGGUGAAGUCAGAUUUAUGAGGGAUUCAACCGGCAAAACGAUUCGAGUUGUUGCUGAAAAGGUUUACAAAAACAGUUUCGAUUGUUUAAAGAAAACUUAUAAAUUCGAAGGUUUACGAGGUCUUGAAAAAGGACUUGUUCCCUCUAUAUUAAAAGAAAGUUCCAAGAACGUUUUUCGCUUGGGACUUUAUGAUCCAAUCCUUGCAGUAAUUCAUCCAACAGAUGAUUCUACCUCAUCAUCAUCUGCACCCGCUUGGAAACGGAUGUUUGCGGGUGGCCUAUGUGGUGCCUUAGGUGCGGUAUCAGCGAAUCCCUUUGAAUUAGUAAAAACUCGAUUACAAAGCAGUGCAGCUGAUGCUAUCGCAGUCGGAAGUCAAUAUGGUUAUACAUCGACGUCAUCCGCAUUACGACGUAUUAUGUUUGAGGAAGGUGGUAUAAAAGGACUUUAUCGUGGAUCAAUGAUAUCAGUUGGACGGGGAAUAUUGGGAAGUGCGGCAAAUUUAUCAUCCUAUACUAUGUUAAAGGAUUAUGCUAAACGUGAAGGAUAUUCUGAUGGCAUUCCACUUGACAUGGUGUGUAGCUUGAUGAGCGCGUUUGUCAGUGUAGUUUUUAUGAAUCCUUUGGAUGUUGUUCGAACGCGUUUAUAUAAUACAUCAUUUAUCACUCCAAAUAAAUCCUUCCUUUCUACUAUUGGAAUAAUAGUCAAGAAUGAAGGAUGGACAUCUUUAUACCGAGGUUUUGGCACUCAUUUUAUGAGAAUUGGGCCACAUUUUUGUUUGACAUUUGUUUUCCUUGAACAAUUAAAGCGAGGAGUUAAACAAUUUCGCUUGGAGGAAUAUCAACGUCAACUUCAAAGUUAUCACGCAACUACGGAUCUCAAG